AUGUCGUCGGCCGGCCACCAGAAGGAUGCGCGGCAGGCCGGCGAGCGCUGUGCCUCUUCAGCAGUUGCCUCCGAGUCCGAUACUGACUACAGUUUGGGCUGGCUCGACUCUGACCCCGUUGACCCGGUUGUCGCAGCUCUAUCGAGCAGAGAAGCGCGGAACGAAGCUAGCGUAACUACCUCUCUCGCCGCGCAGCGGCCGCAUGCGUCGGCCGAUGAACAGGUCAAACCGCUGCAAAUCGCAGGCAGUGGUGUCCAGCCACACGAGAACCCAGGAGACUCCUCAACUCGGGGGGGGGAACGGUUCGAUAACGCCGAACCCAACCUGUGCCAGGAGCAGCAAGACGUGGUCGAUCUGAUUGCCAGCGGUCGCAACGUCUUCUUCACAGGUUCAGCAGGAUGUGGCAAGUCCACCGUCCUGAAGGCUGCUGUUACGAGGCUCCAAGCCAUGGGACUAAUCGUCCACGUCCUGGCGCCAACCGGCCGGGCAGGGUCAGCGCUUCCGAUAGGGAAGCUGAUAACUUCAGCGUUCCGCAAGCACAUCCGGCGACGUCUCAAGAGCACCGACGUGCUCAUUAUCGACGAGAUAAGUAUGGUCGAGAACCACCACCUGGAGCGUAUGAACGUCUUCACAUACCGGACCUUGGAUGGGUUCGUUUGGCACCACAAGGAGCACCCUCACUUGGAGCACUACAAUGAUCGCUUCACGGAUGGGUCGCUGGUGGCUCUCAAGGACCACCGCCUAGAACGACAAGUACAACUAAGGACAGGAAUCAUCUGCGGAUUCGAAAACUAUGAUCCUGCCAAGCUUCCCAGGGCCAAGUCGGGCAAGGUCUUGUCAUUUACAGGGCAAACAGGAUCGUCUGGGCCUCCUGCGGAAAACCCGACGAUUUAUGGGGACUAUGCGGCUCUCAAAGAACGACAAGUAGGGUGCUUCAUGGGUGGACAGAAGCACAAUGUUUGGCCUCGGGUGCUCUUUCACAACGGCCAUAGGCGCACUAUUUACGCAGACUGCAUAGUCAACUCGGUCGGUAGCUGUGAGCCUUACUCGCUCUUACACCGCACACAGAUUCCCCUUGUGGCAGCCUGGGCCAUGAGCAUCCACAAAAGUCAGGGGAUGACGCUGGACCGCGUCAUUGUCGUUGGACCGCGUCAUUGUCGAUGUGACGAGGGCAUUCGAAGAGGGUCAGGUGUAUGUCGCCUUGUCGAGGGCGACGGGUCUGCUUGGGCUCAAGAUCGAGGGCAACCCGGAGGGUCUGUCGGUUGGGCGCGGAGGCAACGCCGACGUGCAACGGUUCCUCAAGGAGAAGUUUGGAUCCGGGCUCCCGCUGUUACAGCCUUGAACGGGCCCUGGUUUUCAGGUCGCAGCCGACCGCCCAAGGCGGAUACAGCAAACUGGCCAAUCGUGUUUUACGUUCACGAGAAUGGAUGGCUGCCACGUGACGGCUACAUAGCUGUGCGAUGCUCUAUCCUGAACACGUUGGCAAUAUCAUCUAAGCGCGUACAUUGCGAUGAUACUAGUAUCCCAUUCAACAAGUCGACCAGCAUUGCGAACUUGGAGCCUUGGUCUUCUCUUGCAGCCAGCAGGGAUCAACAUUUUUUGGGAGACGUCUAG
Molecule: messenger RNA, 1614 nt
Organism: Metarhizium robertsii ARSEF 23
Lineage: Eukaryota; Fungi; Ascomycota; Sordariomycetes; Hypocreales; Clavicipitaceae
Product: aaa ATPase
Exons: 4
Coding region: 1-1614 (537 amino acids)
Molecular function (GO): ATP hydrolysis activity
Source: RefSeq, a predicted model, not a curated record